Messenger RNA from Batrachochytrium dendrobatidis JAM81, 1188 nucleotides. RefSeq lists its product as uncharacterized. The transcript has a single exon. Bases 1 to 1188 code for a protein of 395 amino acids. The record is from RefSeq and is a predicted model, not a curated record. NCBI's taxonomy places the organism in Eukaryota, Fungi, Chytridiomycota, Chytridiomycetes, Rhizophydiales.
AUGAAAUUGGUUGAUAUUUUAUUCGUAUUGACUGCUGCAGCAACCGCUAAUGCAAUACUGAUCCCAAGUGAUAACAAUGGUUCACCCCAAGCAUCAGUCACUUCUAGUCAAGUGUCUGGUCCAACUGAUGAACCUAGUUCAGGAACUUCUGACGACUGGCAAAGUAUAAUGGAUGAGCUUGAUUUAAGCAUUCUUGACAAAGACCAACAACAACCAAUGGAUGAAUCCAGUUCAGGAACUUUCAACCAAGUGUCUGGUUCAAUCAAUGAGCCUAUUCCACAAAUUCCCGAAGAUGACUGGCAAGAAAUAAUGGAUAUAAUUCAUUCAAAAAACCCCAACCAAAACCAACAGCAACCAAUUGAUGAGCUCAGUCUAGGCAUUUCCAGUCAAGUGUCUGGUUCAAUCAAUGAGCCUAUUCCACAAAUUCCCGAAGAUGACUGGCAGGAAAUAAUGGAUAUAAUUCAUUCAAAAAAACCCAACCAAAACCAACAGCAACAAAACCAGCAAGACCCAAUUGAUUUAGUUGAUCCAAGUACUUCCAAACAAGGUCAAAAACGACCAAUGGAUGAAUCCAGUUCAGGAACUUUCAACCAAGUGUCUGGUUCAAUCAAUGAGCCUAUUCCACAAAUUCCCGAAGAUGACUGGCAGGAAAUAAUGGAUAUAAUUCAUUCAAAAAAACCCAACCAAGACCAACAGCAACCAAUUGAUGAGCUCAGUCUAGGCAUUUCCAGUCAAGUAUCUGGUUCAAUCAAUGAGCCUAUUCCACAAAUUCCCGACGAAGACUGGCAGGAAAUAAUGGAUAUAAUUAAUUCAAGCACUUCCAACCAAGACCAGCAACAACCAAUGAACGAAGCUGAUUCUGCCAGUACUAGUUCAAGUCGAAUGAUUAUAUUGAACGAAAAAUAUCAGAUAACCUUUGAUCGCUUGAGAAAAAGACUCGAGUUGUCUAAAGAAAUACGAAACAAAAAACGCCAAGAAUAUCAUAAAUUUAUGACUUUUGGAUACAGGAAAUGGUCGGCGUUAGCAAUGGGCAAAGAGAUACAUGGAUCAAAGUAUAACCCAGAGGAUGAAAUCCGAUUGAAACAAGAAUAUGUAGCGGUAAGGAAUAGAGUAGCCAGUGUCAGAAAGGAAUUGAAAAAGUUUACGGAAAGGCAUGGUUUAGAAUUUGAUGAGCCAGAUUCAGAUUGA